This is a messenger RNA of Conger conger (European conger), 2267 nucleotides long. RefSeq names its product fidgetin-like protein 2. The record is from RefSeq and is a predicted model, not a curated record. The transcript is spliced from 3 exons. Gene Ontology annotation, molecular function: ATP hydrolysis activity; microtubule severing ATPase activity; ATP binding. Bases 213 to 2267 code for a protein of 684 amino acids. NCBI's taxonomy places the organism in Eukaryota, Metazoa, Chordata, Actinopteri, Anguilliformes, Congridae.
GGAAAUCAGAGCGCUGCACACCACCAGCUCUGUCUCCAGCUCAGGGGAUUAUUUUGUGUCCAGAAUCUUGCGCAGGAAAUAUAGUUAUGAACUGGGGCGGGUGUGGUGGAGACGUUGCUGGAGCCCGGGUCAGCCAUGGAGAACAGCCCAGCAGACACUGACCUGGACCUCACCGCCGAGAGACCGCCAUCUCCACAGAACAGCGCUCCAGAAUGCUGAGUCCUGUCGUCCCUUACAGCCUGUUGAAGAUGCACUGGACCCCAGAGCACGCUCAGUCCGUCCGACACUGGCCUGAGCAGCACCUGGACGUCUCCUCCACCACCUCCUCCCCCGCCCACAAGCCCGAGCUGCACGGCGGGCGGGGGCGGAGCUACAGCUACGCCUGGGCCAACGACGACAUCUCCGCCCUGACCGCCUCCAGCCUGCUCAAGCGCUACGCCGAGAAGUACUCCAGCGGGCUGGACGGCCCCUACGAGCGCGCCCCCAUGGGCGGCUACCCCGAGGCGGGGCCGUUCGGGCCCCUGAAUGGACAGAAGACCGAACUGGACCCCUGGCCCCUCUCGCAUGCUGCCGAGGGGCCGUACCUGGCCCCACCGCCUGGGCACGAGAGCCUCGGAGGGGCCAAGGGGACAGGUUCGGGUGGGGUGAGUAACGCCCUCUCGGACCCGGGCUACGGCUCCUGCAGCGCCCCCUCCACCCACGACUACGCCCCGGCCUACAACGGCACCUACCUCUCCUCGGGCUACUGCCCCCAGCCUGGAGCAGCACUUCCCCCUGCCCCCCUCCAUCCCCUGCAGCCCGCCCCUACCCUGGUGCCUAGCUACACGCCCCCCGGCCCCGUCUACAACUACCCCAGCAGCAGCUACCCCCACCAGCCCAGCCUGGCCCCCAGCUACACCCACGCCCCCGCACCUUACCUGCCCUCCGGCCUGGCUGCCCCGACCCCUCUACCGCCCCGGCCCACGGUGGUGGGGGGCAGCUACGGCUACCAGGGGCAGAGUUUAGGGGGGGUGGAGCCCGGCGGUGCACUCAAGAGAAAAGCCUUUGAGAUGUCGGUGGAGGAGGAGGAAGGGGAGGGGUUGCGCUACAGGAAGUAUGGCUAUGAGCACGCCAAGCCCGGCGGGGGGUCGCCCUACAGCGUGAGCGAGGUCAAGGUCGAGUGCCAUAGCAACGGGUUCGGACCCGCUGGCCCCCAGGCCUUCAAACCCAGCAAGCCCCCGUCCCAGACAGGAGGGGACGAGCUGGCCAAGUUUGGGGGCCUGAAGCCCCUGGUGUCGCCCCCAUAUGGCGGGGUGGGCGAGUACAGCCCCCCCGCAGGACUGACGGGGGAGAAUGGGGGCGGGGACCACGGUUACCCACAGCACCACCUGGGCCCAAAGCUUCCGGCCCCCUGCGGCCAAUCGAGCGAGCUGCUGAAGGGGGCCGAACCGCACCACCUGGAGCUGGUGACGGGGGAGCUCCUGGACCGCAGCCCCGCGCCUCCCUGGGCCGAGCUGGCAGCGGGCCACGCCCAGGUGAAGGCGUCUCUGGAGGAGGACCUGCUGUGGCCCGUGCUUCGGCCGGGACCCUCCCGCCGCCCGCCCAGAACCGUGCUGCUGUUCGGGCCGCGGGGGAGCGGGAAGACGGCGCUGGCCCGGGGCGUGGCCUCCCAGCUGGGGGCCGCCUUCUUCCGGGUGAGCGCCGCCCAGCUGGCGUCCGAGUGGAAGGGCGAGGCCGAGAAGCUCCUGCGGGCGCUGUUUUCGGCCGCCGCCGCCCGGCAGCCGGCCGUGGUGCUGGUGAGCCAGGCGGAGGCGCUGGUGGAGGAGGGGGCGCGGAGGCAGCUGAGGUCCUGCCUGGAGGCGGCGCGGGCGGGCGGGGCCGGGGGCCUGCUCAUUGCGGUGUGCUCCACUCGCCGGCCCGACCUGCUGGAGGAGGCCACACACCGCUGCUUCGCCAAGCGCUACUGCGUGGGGCUGCCGGACGCGGGCGGCCGCAGGCAGGUGCUGCUCCAGGCGCUGGCCCCACUGGGCUGCCGUCUCAGCGAGCGCGAGGUGGCGGUUGUACUGCAGCGCUCCGAGGGCUUCUCCGUCCCCGAACUCCAGCAGCUCUGCCAGCAGGCCUCAGCCUCCGCCUCCGCCCCGUCCCCCACCCCCCUGCACGGCCUGCCCGACCCCCUCGCACCCCCCGCCUUGAAGGAUUUCGAGAACGCCUUCUGCAAGGUGCGCCCGCACGCCACAGCCAAAGAACUGGACACCUGCGCCGAGUGGAGCAAGCUGCACGGCCAAUGA